UUCUAUUUAAAUUACUGAAUUAAUUAGUUGAUAGAGGUGGAAAAGAUUUACCAAGAUUUGAUAAAUUUUUUCGUUCCAUUUAGUUUAGACAGUUUUCGAAGAAGGUGUGCAAUCGAAAUUUUUCUAUUUUGUGAUCCUUUGUCGAAUUUUUUGAACAUUUGUAGAAAAUGUCUCCACGCAGUCCCGAUUUGCAGCUGCAGAAUGAGUACAUCGGAAAGUUGGCCACCGAAAUUGGUACGGAUCCGAAGUACAAGCAUCGGUGGUACAUGCCUGCUGUUGUGUUCUUUGCGAUUUUUCACGUAAUCGGAAUUUACGGUGCUUAUUUGACCCUCACCAAGAUGAGACUUAUUACCUUCGCCUACGGUUACACUUUGGGUGUUUUAUCUGGACUCUCGGUGACACUCGGUGCUCACAGACUGUACGCCCACAAAUCAUACAAAGCUUCCAAAGCAGUGCAAAUAGUAGUAAACACCCUCCACGUAGUCGCUGGACAAAACUCAAUGUUGACCUGGGUGAGAGAUCACAGACUACAUCACAAAUAUUCUGACACCGAUGCCGACCCCCACAAUUCCAACAGGGGCUUCUUUUUCUGUCACAUGGGAUGGCUGAUGAUGAGGAAACAUCCGGCCGUCAAAGCCAAAUUGAAGACGAUCGAUUUAAGUGAUCUGAAGGAGAACAAUAUCGUCAUGUUCUACUACAAGUAUUUUAUACCGUUGUACAUUCUUUUGGUCUUUGCCACUUCAUCGAUUCCCGUAAUUUAUUUUGGAGAGUCCUGGAUGGAUACUUUAAUAACUGUGUAUGUGUUCAGAUAUUUGCUUACUUUGCACUUCGCUUGGACGGUCAACAGUUUUGCCCACCUCAAUGGAAAUAGACCCUAUGAUAAAUAUUUACAGCCCGUCGAGAAUUGGUGGGUGUCGUUUUUGGUGAUGGGCGAAGGUUGGCACAACUACCAUCACGCAUUCCCCUACGAUUAUAAGACGGGCGAGUACGGUGUCGGACCCAACGUCACCGCCAAAGUGAUCGACGCAUUGGCGUAUGUGGGUCACGCUUGGGACCUAAGGACGGCACCGGAAGAAUCCGUGUUGAACAGAAUACAGAAGAGAGGAGACGGCACACACAAACUUAGUCUUAGUAAAUUCACCCAGAAUUAAGUUUUUAUGUUGUGUAUUUAUUUAACCGUACUUUGUGAUUUAUGAUAUUAGGACUUGUAACAAAUAAAUGUUUUAUUUUAUAA
Messenger RNA from Aethina tumida (small hive beetle), 1234 nucleotides. RefSeq names its product acyl-CoA Delta-9 desaturase-like. Gene Ontology annotation, biological process: unsaturated fatty acid biosynthetic process. Gene Ontology annotation, molecular function: stearoyl-CoA 9-desaturase activity; iron ion binding. The transcript is spliced from 5 exons. The record is from RefSeq and is a predicted model, not a curated record. The coding region runs from base 168 to 1151 and encodes 327 amino acids. Gene Ontology annotation, cellular component: endoplasmic reticulum membrane. Lineage: Eukaryota; Metazoa; Arthropoda; Insecta; Coleoptera; Nitidulidae.